CCUAGGCCUUCUUCUGCUUCGUUCUUUCUAUCUAGUCCACAGACAGAGCCAGUGAGCCACUCGGUGCUCGUUCUUCUUUCAUGGCGUUUCCAGUUUCAAAACCCUCUUAAAUGCCAAUAUUACCCUCGUCGUAAUCCCUAAUUUACCACUUGUGGACUGUCUCCUAUGCCUUCUCUGCUUCACAAUUCCUGCGCCACUGACCUCCAGCCCUCCACAAGGUUCAUGGACGUCUCCGAGGCUAGGCCUUGGCUGCACCACUUUCGUCUUCUCAAUCCACGCAUUUCCUCCUGCCUUUUUGGCCCCGAGAGGUUCUUAUCUCCGUACAUAUGCCGUCAUAUGCCUUUUGGAAAUGUAUACAGAUUUGCACUUUCUAAUGGGACUUCUACCUCUCUGUUAAACCCUGUAAAGUCUAUGAAAAAAGGCCAUUCAAACACUACUUCUAGAGGAUUAUGUGAGGUAGUUUGGACAGUGGAAGCUGAUUUGGCAGCUGGUCAGCUUCUCUACGUAACUGGGGAUCCUAUUUCAUUAGGUGGUUGGCAGCCAGACAUGGCUAUUCAGAUGUGUGCUACUGAACAGGCAAAGUUGUGGAAAACUGAGGUCAAGAUCCCUUCAGGUGUGAACUUUAAGUAUAAUUAUUUCAUCAGAGAAGAAACAUGGGCUUCAGGUGACAUCAUAUGGCGACCUGGACCUGAAUUUUCUUUAUCAGUACCUGUGAAUGUCAAACAAGAUAGCAAAGUUAAUGUGAGGGAUUCGUGGUUGAAGUUUAAUACUGAAAGAUCUCCACCUCAUGUAUGGGGAUCAUGGAUAGAGGAGAAGUAUUUACCAGUCCAACCUUUAGUCCCUGCUCAAGACAGAGAUCAACAUGAGGUUGUGAACCACUGUGAAGUUGAUUUAAAAGAAUCAGAGGUAUUUGUGAAUGAUCUCCAAGUCAAGGAUAAAUUACACUUGAAUAAUAAGCAGACAAAUACUUUCAUAAAUGAUGGUCCAAAUUUGAUUUUCUCUGAAAGAGACCAACCUGUUGAGGAACCCUGGUUACUCCAUUCAUCAAUUAUCGUUCUUGUCUCUAAGGAUAAGAUCAUGCCCAUGUCCAAAAAUAAUGGCACUGUCGAAAAUGGUGCAAUAAAUGUGGAUGUGAAUAGUCAGCAUCUCCAAGACAAGGAUACAUUGUUGCCUAUAGAUGGGAAUGAUCUUAAUUUGAAGGAUGAUUCUGUUUCUACAAUCAUUUUGAUUAAUUCUUCAAUAUGUACCAUGCAACGGAUUGCUAUAUUGGAAGAUGGGAAAUUGGUUGAAUUGCUACUGGAACCCGUUAAAACCAAUGUACAGUGUGAUAGUGUGUAUCUAGGGGUAGUUACCAAAUUUGUCCCCCAUAUGGGUGGUGCAUUUGUAAACAUUGGGCAUUCAAGACCUUCUCUUAUGGAUAUAAAGCAAAACAGGGAGCCAUUCAUAUUCCCCCCAUUCCGUCAGAGGAGGAAGAAAGGAAACAUCAAUGGUUCUGGGGUUGAAGCCCUUGGAGAGCAUCCAUUUGCUGAUGAAAAUGAACAUACAUCAAAUGAUGUUGAAGGCAUUGAUGAUGUUACAGAAUUCAUCUCCCAGGAAGACUUGGUACCAUAUGCACAUGAUGACCAUGAAGAGCAUGAAGUUGAUGAAGAUUUUGAUAUUUCAGACAUCAAGGAAAAUGGGAAUGGCAGUGUAAUUAGUUAUGGUGAAGCAGAUACUCAUUUUGAGCAUUUCUUGGAUGGAAGAGAGAACAACCUGAAAGGUGAAACUAUGAACAGGUUUCAUCCAUUUGGAACAGAAAGGUCUAAUGAUCCUUUAAUGCCUCGUCCACAAGAUAUGAAGGAUUCCGAACAUCUAUUGGCUAGUGAAAACAAGUGGUUUCAAGUUCGUAAGGGCACUAAAAUUAUUGUACAAGUUGUCAAAGAAGGAUUGGGUACAAAAGGUCCUACUCUAACUGCUUACCCAAAAUUGCGAAGCAGAUUCUGGAUAUUGAUGACUCGUUGCGAUAAAGUUGGUAUCUCAAAAAAAAUAUCUGGUGUUGAGCGUACACGCCUGAAAGUCAUAGCCAAGACUUUGCAGCCUCCUGGUUUUGGUCUCACUGUGAGGACAGUUGCUGCUGGUCAUUCUUUAGAGGACUUGCAGAAAGACUUAGAAGGUUUACUUUCAACAUGGAAAAGUAUAAUGGAACAUGCAAAAUCUGCUGCUCUCGCUGCUGAUGAAGGUGUAGAAGGGGCCAUUCCUGUUAUACUUCACAGGGCAAUGGGUCAAACUCUGUCAGUUGUUCAGGAUUAUUUUAGUGAGAAGGCAAAGAAAAUGGUGGUUGACUCCCCAAGGACAUAUCAUGAGGUUACAAACUAUCUUCAGGAAAUUGCUCCUGAUCUUUGCAAUCGAGUUGAAUUGUAUGAUAAAAGAAUUCCUCUUUUUGAUGAAUUCAAAAUUGAAGAAGAGAUAAAUAAUAUCCUUAGCAAAAGGGUUCCAAUCCCCAAGGGAGGUUCUCUGGUAAUUGAACAAACAGAGGCACUAGUCUCUAUUGAUGUAAAUGGGGGACAUGUAAUGUUUGGACAAGGAACUUCACAAGAAAAAGCUGCUCUGGAUGUAAACCUUGCAGCCGCAAAACAGAUUGCAAGGGAGUUGCGGCUGAGAGACAUUGGUGGUAUAAUUGUUGUGGACUUUAUAGAUAUGGCUGAUGAGUCAAAUAAGAGAUUAGUAUACGAGGAAAUGAAGAAAGCUGUUGAGAAAGACCGAUCAACGGUGAAGGUUUCUGAAUUGUCAAAGCAUGGACUUAUGGAAAUGACCAGAAAGAGGGUUAGACCUAGUGUUACUUUUAAGAUUAGCGAACCUUGCAGUUGCUGUCAUGCUACUGGGAGAGUUGAAGCUUUAGAGACCUCCUUUUCAAAGAUUGAACAAGAAAUUUGCCGUUUGCUUGCAAUGAUGGACCAGAAGGCAGACCCUGAAAAACCCAAGACCUGGCCAAGAUUUGUUUUGAGGGUUGAUCAUCACAUGUGUAACUACUUAACUUCUGGGAAAAGGACAAGACUUGCAAUCCUGAGUAGUUCUCUCAAAGUAUGGAUUUUUUUGAAGGUUGCUAGAGGUUUCACUAGGGGGGAAUUUGAGGUGAAGCCAUUUACAGAUGACCAGGCAAAUGAAAAUCAACAUCAGGUUGCAAUAUCAGUACUAAGACGAGCAGAGACAAGAACUUCUGGCAAAAAAGUAACACUUGUUCCUGUCAAAGGGGGUAAAUCUGGUGGGAAAUGAAUUGACAUCACUACUUACAUUUUUGUAUAAUCCUGCAACCUGCUUUUUUAUUUUCAUUUAUAUCCUUUUCAUUCAUUUUUUUUAUUUUUGUAUCUAUACUGGGUGAGAAAGGACAGUCUAUUUCUGGUUCAGAUGAUGUCCUGUUUACUUGAAACUAGUUGGUUCCCAACUUUCUAUUGUAAUACUGAGCAUUAACUAAUGCUUGCAGCUAACAUUUUUGUCAUGCAAUGUUAAUUGUAGCAAUUUUAGAAGAA
This is a messenger RNA of Manihot esculenta (cassava), 3506 nucleotides long. Its product is annotated as ribonuclease E/G-like protein, chloroplastic. NCBI's taxonomy places the organism in Eukaryota, Viridiplantae, Streptophyta, Magnoliopsida, Malpighiales, Euphorbiaceae. The transcript has 14 exons. The coding region runs from base 166 to 3252 and encodes 1028 amino acids. Gene Ontology annotation, cellular component: cytoplasm. The record is from RefSeq and is a predicted model, not a curated record. Gene Ontology annotation, molecular function: RNA binding; starch binding; RNA nuclease activity. Gene Ontology annotation, biological process: rRNA processing.